Molecule: messenger RNA, 604 nt
Organism: Papilio machaon (common yellow swallowtail)
Lineage: Eukaryota; Metazoa; Arthropoda; Insecta; Lepidoptera; Papilionidae
Product: ADP-ribosylation factor-like protein 3
Exons: 5
Coding region: 56-604 (182 amino acids)
Biological process (GO): cilium assembly
Cellular component (GO): cytoplasm; microtubule cytoskeleton
Molecular function (GO): GTP binding; GTPase activity
Source: RefSeq, a predicted model, not a curated record
UGGUUUAGGUGAUAUAAGAAUUAUUUUAAUAUUAAGUGACUAUCUCACCGUAUUAAUGAUGGGCCUUUUAAAUAUUUUAAGAAAGUUACGAUCAAAUCCAGAUAAAGAAUUGCGUCUUUUACUGCUUGGUUUAGACAAUGCGGGUAAAACAACACUUUUAAAGCAAUUGGCAUCAGAAGAUGUAAACCACGUUACACCAACUGCAGGUUUUAAUAUUAAAUCCGUGCUAUCUAAUGGAUUUAAAUUGAACGUGUGGGAUAUUGGAGGACAACGAAAGAUUCGUCCAUAUUGGAGGAAUUAUUUCGAAAAUACUGACAUCUUGAUUUAUGUCGUGGAUUGCUCAGACCAUCAACGACUGGAAGAAACAAGUCUAGAGUUAGCGGAAUUACUGCAGGAUGAAAAAUUACGAGGCGUACCGUUGUUGGUUUACGCCAAUAAACAGGACCUGGAUACCGCUUUACCAGCCAGUGAGGUUGCCCAAAAUCUCGGUCUUCAUUUAAUUAGAGAUCGUACUUGGCAAAUACAGGCGUGUGUUGCCAUAGAGGGAACAGGAGUGAAGGAGGGUAUGGAAUGGAUAUGUAAAAACAUACCAGUCAAGAAAUAA